UCCGUGAAUGUGCCCGGUCCUCCAUCCAGCUUUUUUCUCCCCUCAUACCAGAGACGAAGGGGCGUAAACGAUACAUUGUAGUCAAGCUAGCUGUUCUGUAUGUAACAUCAAGUCAAACGGUGAGAGUAUCACACAAAAAUACGAGGAAAAGACUACCGUGUUGUUUUAUAUCGGUUCGGUUGGAGGUUAAAAAAUAUUAAAUUGUGAGUCCUCGGAACCUGCUGGUCCCCAGGUCAACCUGAUGAGUAUGAGCCUGGCUACAGAACCCCCUAAUGAUGUUCCCGCUGUUACAGAAGAAAGCAAAAUGACCGCAGUCCCUGAAAAGAAGGACAAGAAGCCAGAGGAUGUGGCAGAGGAAGAAGAGGAGGAGGAAGAAUAUGUGGUGGAAAAGGUCCUGAAUCGGCGGGUGGUGAAAGGGAGAGUAGAGUAUCUUCUGAAAUGGAAAGGCUUCUCUGAGGAAGACAACACGUGGGAGCCAUCAGACAAUCUAGACUGUCCGGAUUUGAUUGCAGAAUUCCUGCAGUCCCAGAAAACAGCACAAGAGGGAAAAAGAAAGGCGGCUGGAGACGCAGAAGGAGACGACAGUAAGACGAAGAAGAAAAAAGAUGAUACCGAGAAGCUAAGGGGCUUUGCUCGAGGAUUGGAACCAGAGAGGAUUAUUGGUGCCACAGACUCCACAGGAGAACUCAUGUUCCUCAUGAAAUGGAAAAACUCAGAUGAAGCUGACCUGGUGCCGGCGAAAGAGGCCAACGUGACAUGUCCGCAGGUGGUCAUCUCUUUCUAUGAGGAGAGACUUACAUGGCACUCGUAUCCCACCGAAGACGAGAAAAAAGAGGAGAAAAUCUAACACAGGGCCAGGGGUGAGGGGGAAAGAGAAACUGUAGUUUUGAACUUCAUUGUACUUUUGAGAAGGAAUUUGUGGGGUUGAAUUGGGGGGGGCAGCAAAGACAAGCAAGACUCCAUUGAACUCAUACGUCUUGAUGUAGUAUCACUCAUUGGAUUCUACUUUAAUCCAGAUAUACUCUAACUGUAAAUAUAAGCUUUAGGUUUGCUAGACAAAUCCCAAGUGAAAUGUAAAACGCAGUGUUAUUUUUCAGUAUCGGCAGAAAGUAUUCACUUUCGUUUUCUUAAAAAAAUAAGUGGGUCCAGUGCCUGGUCUUCUUGUUAUGAAAUUGUAUCAGUGAGGUAAUGUUUGGAUUUCAUUCGUGUGCCUUUAAAAAAAAAUUCUACUUUGGUUCAUUUGUGCUUUUGAGAGCAAACCUGAGUCAGUCCUGGCUGUUGUUUUGUGUACGGUUACAAACUCUUUUCAUUGAUUCAUUUGUUAUCUUUGAAGUGUUUAACAUGUUAGGUUAUGCUUGCCGGUUUUGGAAAAUAAACCACUUUUUGUUACUUUGGUGGUUUUGCUUUGAAUAAAAACAGGAUUAUUACCUUA
Messenger RNA from Eleginops maclovinus (Patagonian blennie), 1432 nucleotides. It is a transcript of the gene cbx1b, whose product is annotated as chromobox homolog 1b (HP1 beta homolog Drosophila). Gene Ontology annotation, biological process: chromatin organization; negative regulation of transcription by RNA polymerase II. Gene Ontology annotation, molecular function: chromatin binding. The record is from RefSeq and is a predicted model, not a curated record. Gene Ontology annotation, cellular component: nucleus; pericentric heterochromatin. Bases 242 to 847 code for a protein of 201 amino acids. NCBI's taxonomy places the organism in Eukaryota, Metazoa, Chordata, Actinopteri, Perciformes, Eleginopidae. The transcript is spliced from 6 exons.